Messenger RNA from Gekko japonicus, 2347 nucleotides. RefSeq names its product tetraspanin 33 (gene TSPAN33). NCBI's taxonomy places the organism in Eukaryota, Metazoa, Chordata, Lepidosauria, Squamata, Gekkonidae. The coding region runs from base 7 to 864 and encodes 285 amino acids. The transcript has 8 exons. The record is from RefSeq and is a predicted model, not a curated record. Gene Ontology annotation, cellular component: membrane.
CCGGCCAUGGCGAAGCGGCUGGCGGGGGGCCCCGCGGCCCUCCAGGCGGAGGACUUCUCCUUCGUCAGUCCGCUGGUCAAGUACCUGCUCUUCUUCUUCAACAUGGUCUUCUGGAUGAUUUCCAUGGUGAUGGUGGCGGUGGGAAUCUACGCCCGGCUGAUGAAGCAUGCAGAGGCGGCCAUGGCUUGUCUUGCCGUCGACCCGGCCAUCCUCCUCAUCGUGGUGGGUGUCCUGAUGUUCUUCAUCACCUUCUGCGGUUGCAUCGGCUCUCUGCGCGAGAACAUUUGCCUGCUGCAGACGUUCUCGGUCUGCCUAACGGUCAUCUUCUUGCUCCAGCUGGUGGCCGGCGUCCUGGGCUUUGUCUUCUCCGACAAGGCCCGCGGGAAAGUGAGCGAGGUUGUCAACAAUGCCAUAGUGCAUUACCGGGACGACCUGGACCUCCAGAACCUGAUUGACUUCGGCCAGAAGGAGUUCAGCUGCUGUGGAGGCGUCUCCUACAAAGACUGGUCCCAAAAUAUGUACUUCAACUGCACGGCCCACAACCCUAGCCGUGAACGCUGCUCUGUGCCUUACUCCUGCUGCCUGCAAGUUGAAGACCAGUCGGUCAUCAACACCCUGUGCGGUCAAGGCAUGCAGGCCCUCAACUACCUGGAGGCGGGCGAGUUCAUCUACACCAACGGCUGCAUCGACAAGCUGGUGAACUGGAUCCACAACAACCUCUUCCUGCUCGGCGGGGUGGCCCUGGGCUUGGCCAUUCCCCAGCUGAUAGGAAUCCUGCUCUCCCAGGUCCUCGUCAACCAGAUCCGAGACCAGAUCAAGCUCCAGUUGUACAAUCAGCAGCACCGAGCGGAUCCCUGGUACUGACCGGACUUCGUCGCCAGGAAUGUCUCGAAUGCUGGGGGAGGCGGGCUUUCCAGGGCGCCUGGCCCUGUCGGCGGCAGGCUGCUCUUCGUCACACCGGAUGGGGGAAUAACAAGGUGAACUCGCCCGCCGGCCUCCCGACAUACCAUUUGCCAUCUGUGGGUAAAAAAAAAAAUGCUAAGAUUCGAAAGCAGUGCCGCCUGGCUUCCCCGCACUACAGAGGAGCUGCUGCUUCCUGGUUACUUCCUGACAUUGGUUACUUCCUGACAUUGGGAAGGGGAGCUCCCUGGUUGCUUGCUCCCUGGAUGCACCCUGUCCCACGAGACUGGAGCGAGGAGCCAUUGGAUUCUGGAUUUUUUCCUGACGAGUGCCACUCUAAUACUGACUGUUUUGGGCCCAGGGGAUCUGCGUUCCCUUGUUCGGAAAGGGCCCAAAAUGGCCGGAGAAAGCAAAGCCGAAAACAGCUCCUUGGGCUGGAAAGGAGUCGUGGAGCAGAGAGGUUCGACCCCGAUCUAGCUUCGAGGUGCUUGGCGCCAACCGCCUUCUUGCCUGGAACCUGUUCUUCUGAUUCUGGGACUGGAGGGGUCCCCCCAAAACUGGUAGUCGGCCGAGGCUGACAAAGGCCAGUAUUGUUUCACCCAACGGUUGGCGGACUUGUGGAACUCCCUGCCACCAGAUGUCAGGACGGCUGGCGGCUUACAGGGAUUGAAAAGGGGGUCUGGGCGCAGUUGUGGAGGAGAGGGCUAUCGGUGGUGAGCCGUGAUCGCCAGAAGGGAUUUCUGGGUUCACAGGAAGAAAUCCCGUGAUUAUACAAUGCUGGGGAGCCUUGUGGCUCACAGGCCCUGCCUGGCAUCUGACUGCCCACGGCUGGGAACAGCAUGCCAGUCUGAUCCAACAGGGCUAUUCGAACCCAGGCAUCUGGUGCCAAAAUCUCACACCUGAUUUCAUCUGACUUUCGCUGGCCCACAAAGGGUACUGAGGAUCUGAGUGGGAGGGGGGGUACUGCCGUGGGGUUCCCCCAGCAUCUUGCCCGUCAGCCAUGGGGCUGCUAAGACCUGGCCACAGCGGCCCUGCCCCACCUACGCACCCCCGUCCCCAGGCAAGCAAGGGCCGCCCUUGCGAGGAGAAAGGGAAAGCGAGCACUUUUGUAGAGGGCAGACUCUGGCAGGAGGUGGCCAAUGUUUCUUCUGCAGCUGCUCUGCCUGGAGGUAUUGGCUGUCAGCACUAUGCUUUAGUGGAACGUCCAUGUUCAGGCGCAGUAUAUCUGGUUUCUGGGACCAAACAGGAAGAGGCCUGCAAAUCUGGCCCUGUUGUUUUCGGGGGGGGGGGGAGGUUGCUGCUGCAAGCAGGAGGCAGGACUUGGCGGCCCCCGGGUGGGUCUGUCCCCUCAGGGCUGGAAAGUGAAGCACCAUCAGCCAAGAAGAAGGAAGUUGAAGGACCAUCAGCCAGGAAUGGCAUCAGCCAAGAAGAAGAAGAGAUGGUUUUU